AUGCUGAGCUCAGUGUGCGUCUCCUCCUUCCGCGGGCGCAAGUCUGGCAACAAGGCGCCGUCCAAGUCAUGUUUGAAAGGGGAGAUGGGCCGGAACGAGGACAACGACAAGAUCGUCAUCAACGUGGGCGGCAUCCGGCAUGAGACGUACCGCAGCACGCUCAAGACCCUGCCGGGCACGCGGCUCUCGUGGCUCACCGAGCCCGACGCCUGCAGCAACUUCGACUACGACGCCAAGGCCGACGAGUUCUUCUUCGACCGCCACCCGCAGGUCUUCGCCUACGUGCUCAACUACUACCGCACGGGCAAGCUGCACUGCCCCGCCGACGUGUGCGGGCCGCUCUUCGAGGAGGAGCUGGCCUUCUGGGGCAUCGACGAGACGGACGUGGAGGCCUGCUGCUGGAUGAACUACCGGCAGCACCGCGACGCCGAGGAGGCGCUGGACAGCUUCGAGACGCCCGAGAGCCAGGACGAUGAGGACAGCGGCGGCGACCUCAAGCGCCUCUGCCUGCAGGAGGACGGGCGCAAGCUGGGCUGGUGGUCGUGCUGGCAGCCCAAGAUCUGGGCGCUUUUCGAGGACCCCUACUCGUCCAAGAUGGCCAGGUAUGUGGCCUUUGCCUCACUCUUCUUCAUCCUCAUCUCCAUCACUACCUUCUGCUUGGAGACCCACGAGGCUUUCAACCAUGUCGUAAACAAAACAGAGAUCAUCCAGUCUGAGAAUGUUACCAGCAUAAAGGUGGACUAUGAGAUGGAGACAGAGGCCUUCCUGACCUACGUGGAAGGGAUGUGUGUCAUCUGGUUCACCUUUGAGUUCCUCAUACGUGUCAUCUUUUGCCCAGACAAGCUGGAAUUCAUCAAAAGCACCCUCAACAUCAUUGACUUUGUGGCCAUCCUGCCCUUCUACCUGGAGGUGGGCCUCAGUGGCCUCUCGUCCAAAGCUGCUAAGGACGUGCUCGGCUUCUUGAGGGUGGUAAGGUUUGUCCGGAUCCUAAGGAUCUUCAAGUUGACCAGGCAUUUUGUAGGAUUGAGAGUUCUAGGCCACACUUUGAGGGCCAGCACCAAUGAGUUCUUGCUCCUCAUCAUCUUCUUGGCCCUGGGGGUCUUGAUCUUUGCCACUAUGAUCUAUUACGCCGAAAGGAUUGGAGCUGACCCAGACGACAUCACGGGCAGCAAGCACACUGUCUUCAAGAACAUCCCCAUUGGGUUCUGGUGGGCAGUGGUGACUAUGACGACUUUGGGCUACGGUGACAUGUACCCUGAGACUUGGUCGGGCAUGUUGGUGGGAGCCUUGUGCGCCUUGGCCGGUGUGUUGACCAUUGCCAUGCCCGUGCCAGUCAUUGUCAACAACUUUGGCAUGUAUUACUCUCUGGCCAUGGCCAAGCAGAAACUACCAAAGAAGAAGAACAAGCACAUCCCACGAGCCCCUCAGCCUGGGUCGCCCAACUACUGCAAACCGGACAUGCAGUCUCCCCAUCGGAGCAACCAGGGCGACUCAUGUCCCCUUGCUCAAGAGGAAAUUAUUGAGAUCAACAGGGCAGAUUCAAAGCAGAAUGGUGACGCGGCAAAUGCAGCACUGGCUAAUGAGGACUGCCCCACCAUUGACCAGGCCUUGUCCCCUGAGGAGAAAUCUCCUGUCACGCCUGGCGGCCGUGAACGCUACAACCGCGACCGAGCCUGCUUCCUCCUCUCCACCGGAGACUUUGGCCAGUCGCCCGACGGGAACAUCCGAAAAGUGCAUCCUACAGGCUAUGAGAAAUCCCACAGCCUGAACAGCAUUGCUGGACUGCGCCCAACUCCAGCACCCACUCCCUUUGGCUCGCCUGGUUCUGUCCGACGCCCUCGCUCGCCCAUCCCUUCCAUCCUAUAG
Molecule: messenger RNA, 1866 nt
Organism: Varanus komodoensis (Komodo dragon)
Lineage: Eukaryota; Metazoa; Chordata; Lepidosauria; Squamata; Varanidae
Product: potassium voltage-gated channel subfamily C member 1-like
Exons: 4
Coding region: 1-1866 (621 amino acids)
Biological process (GO): potassium ion transmembrane transport; protein homooligomerization
Cellular component (GO): axon; neuronal cell body membrane; voltage-gated potassium channel complex
Molecular function (GO): delayed rectifier potassium channel activity; protein binding
Source: RefSeq, a predicted model, not a curated record